CUCUGCAGCUCAGAAAGAGAGGGAGGGAGGCAGAGAGAGCGCGAGAGCGAGAGAGAGGAGGCCGGGGAUAAAGCACGGAGAAAGCCUAGAUCGGUUCCGCUGUGCGCGUGCAGAUGUGUACCGUAUACAAGGCAACGGCGCGUGAACUUGAGGAGUUUUAUUUGGUUCAAGACAAACCGGACAUCUCCUCCGGAGAGGACUGAAGGGGGACUCACCUGGUUGCUACGGGGACAGUUUUAAUAUUUUAAUCGGUUACCACGCAUCGCCAUGCCGUCCAAUACUACCACACUGCCACCAUCAGAGGACCCCACUACACACAUGAGUGAAGACAGAGCGGUCCAUGUGGGCCCAGAGGAGGGGAGUUUAGCCAGCCCACCCGCACUCUGCAGAGUUGAUAGACCCAACAGACAACACAACCACACUCUUUCUGACUCGUGUGAGAUGGCACCCCCCACACCCCCAGAGGAAGUUGACCCCUCCCCUCGCAGGAAACGUGGCAGGCGGAAAAUGGAGCCUCUGGAGCCGAAGGACCCCAACAUGGAGGGGGAAGGCAGCAGGCUGCGCAGAAGGCCGGUUCCCAGAGAAACCUUUCAGGCUGGAGAUCCUUUUUACGUCAGCAGGAGACAGAGAGACAAGUGGAUCAACCGCUGGAGUAGAGAGGCUGAGAUGCGGGCCCACCAAGAGGAUGUGAUGAGCGUGAUGGAGAACCUAUCAGAGCCAGAGUUUCAGAAGGAGGAGGAGCCAGCAGCCAGUUUAGCCACUCCCACACCCCAGCAAGACACUGACCCCGCCUCUCCCACCAUCGCCAUGACGCCAGAGCCUGUUGCCAGGGGCCACCGGGCCACACCCAGAGAUUCAGAGUACAAGGAUGGUAGAGGGUUUGGUUUGGGCUGUCUGGUGUUCGGGAAGCUGCGUGGGUUCUCCUGGUGGCCUGGGCGCAUCGUCUCCUGGGUGAUGAGUGGGAGGAGCCGUGCAGCAGAGGGAACACGCUGGGUCAUGUGGUUCGGAGACGGGAAGUUCUCUGUGGUGUGUGUAGAGAAGUUGAUGCCGCUGAGCUCCUUCUCCUCAGCCUUCCACCAGCCCACCUACAACAAACAGCCCAUGUACAGGAGGGCCAUAUAUGAGGCACUACAGGUGGCGAGCAAGCGUGCCGGCAGGCCUCUCCCCUCUAGUGAUGGUGGUGAUGAUGCAGAGGGUGGGGGGGCGGAGCUACAGAAGCAGAACAGGAAGUUGAUAGAAUGGGCCAUGACAGGCUUCCUGCCCAGCGGACCUCCGAGUCUGGACCCCCCUGAUGAGGAGAGACACCCAUAUAAGGACGUGUAUCCUGAGAUGUGGGUGGAGCCAGAGGAAGCUUACACCCCGCCCCCUCCGACCAAGAGGCCCCGCAAGAACGUUGCUGAGAAACCCAAGAUCAGAGAGGUCAUCGAUGAGGGGACUAGAGAGAGACUCAUCCAAGAGAUCAGACAGAAGACCAGGAACAUGGAAGAUAUCUGUAUCUCCUGUGGAAGCCUCAACGUCUCUCUGGAACACCCUCUCUUCAUCGGAGCCAUGUGUCAGAGCUGCAAGAACUGUUUCUUGGAGUGUGCGUACCAAUACGAUGAUGAUGGAUACCAGUCGUACUGCACUAUCUGCUGUGGAGGACGGGAGGUCUUGAUGUGUGGAAACAACAACUGCUGCAGGUGUUUCUGUGUGGAGUGUGUGGAUCUUUUGGUGGGUUUGGGUUCGGCGUCAGCUGCGAUCAGAGAGGACCCCUGGAACUGCUACAUGUGUGAAACACACAACACACACGGGUUACUACGACGACGCGACGACUGGCCGUCACGACUACAGGUGUUCUUCGCUAACAACCAUGAACAGGAAUUUGAGGCAGCCAGGUUGUACCCUCCUGUAGCAGCUGAGAGGAGACAGCCAAUCAGAGUCCUCUCUCUGUUCGACGGUAUCGCCACAGGUCUGUUGGUGCUCAGGGACCUAGGUAUUCAGGUGGACAGGUACGUGGCUUCAGAGGUGUGUGAGGAUUCUAUCACCGUGGGGAUCGUACGUCACCAUGGUUCCAUCAUGUAUGUUGGAGACGUACGCAACGUCACGCGCAAACACAUCCAGGACUGGGGUCCGUUUGACCUGGUGAUUGGAGGAAGUCCCUGUAAUGAUCUGUCCAUCGUCAACCCCGCCAGGAAAGGACUCUUCGAGGGUACUGGACGGCUGUUCUUUGAGUUUUACCGGCUGCUCCACGAGGCCCGUCCCAAACCAGACGACCACCGACCAUUCUUCUGGCUCUUUGAGAAUGUUGUUGCCAUGGGGAUCAGCGACAAGAGAGACAUCUCACGAUUCCUUGAGUGUAACCCAGUGAUGAUCGAUGCCAAAGAAGUGUCUGCUGCUCACCGCGCCAGAUACUUUUGGGGAAACCUGCCAGGCAUGGGGCGUCCUCUCACAGCCAUGGUGAAUGAUAGAUUGGAACUACAAGACUGUCUGGAGCACGGACGCACAGCCAAGUUUGGGAAGGUGCGCACAAUAACAACGCGUUCUAACUCAGUGAAGCAGGGGAAGGAUCAACACUUCCCUGUUUACAUGGACAACAAGGAGGACAUACUCUGGUGUACUGAGAUGGAGAGGGUUUUUGGGUUCCCGGUCCACUACACAGAUGUGUCCAACAUGAGUCGUCUCUCCAGACAGCGUCUGCUGGGGCGGUCCUGGAGCGUUCCAGUCAUACGACACCUCUUCGCCCCACUCAAAGAGUACUUCGCCUGCAACUAAUACACACACACACACACACACACACACACACACACACACACACACACACACACAUAUAUACACACACACACACACACACACACACACACACACACACACACACACACCUCAACUCAAAGAGUACUUCGCCUGCAACUAAUACACACACACACACACACACACAGACACACACACACACACACACACACACACACACACACACACACACACACACACACACACCUCAACUCAAAGAGUACUUUGCCUGCAACUAAUACACACACACACACACACACACACACACACACACACACACACACACACACACACACACACACACACACACACACACACACACACACACACACACACACACACACACACACACACACACACACACACACACACACACACCUCAACUCAAAGAGUACUUCGCCUACAACUAAUACACACACACACACACACACACAUAUAUAUACACACACACACAUACACACACACACACACACACACACACACACACACACACACACACACACACACACACACACACACACACACACACACACACACACACACACACACACACACACACACACACACACACACACACACCUCAACUGAAAGAGUUCUCAGCCUGGAGCCCAGCCCAUGACCCACAGGCCGAUGCCCAACCAGAAAGCUUCCAGCCCCCCGGUGUUAACCAAUCACAAGCCAGGAUACGCCCCAACCCUGGUGCUAACCAAUCACAAACUAAACCUGUUAUCCAGCCACAAAACAAUACUCCGACAACAUGGACUGUCUCUCUUCCAGUCUCUCUGUCACUCACACCUCAGAUUCCAUGGUGCUAGUUGACAAAGGUGCUUCAACACUCAGUGGUGCUUAAUCUCCUCUACAUCUCCCUCCUGUUAAUCAAAUCUAUGGUGCUACACACACACACACACACACACACACAUCACACACACACACAGGUCACUACCAGGUCUUUGUUCAGUAGUUUCAUUAGUUUGCAGUGUUUCUUUCUCUUCAGGUAGCAGCUUGUUUUCUACUGUCUCUAAGUACAGCGUAGCAGAGGGGUUAGAGGUCAGGGGUUAGAGGUCAGUGUUCUACAGUUAAGCGUUGUGGAGGUAGUUCAGCAUGACGAGUAACUAGCCUGAGACCUGAGGACUCAGGUUAGCGCCCAAAGAGAGCCUAGUCUUUAGUUCAGUGGGCUAGCAUGGUCUCGUGGCGCACAGACAAUCCAGGUUUACACAGCAGUCAGUCACACUAGUGGGUUACACAGUUUGCUGCACACACACACACGCACGCACGCACAAACACACACACACACACAUACACACAAACACAGUUGUGAUGAGCUGUUUCCAACCCUGUGCUCCGUCAUGCGCAAACACAGCUGUCUCCCAUGGUGCAGUGGGGCGUUAUGUCAUAAGGUGCUCGCUUACGGUAACAUGGUUACUAUGGGUUACCAUCAAUUACUAUCUGUCAGUAUAGUGAGUGGUCUGUUGUACUGUAGGGGGAGGGGCUUGGGGGCAGGGGGGUGGGAUGUUUAUUUGUUGUUUGAUGUGAUUUACUGGUGGUUAUUUGAUUGACAGGUGAUAAGUCAACGAGGCUAUCACCCGUUGAGAGUUUUAACAGGGCGGAGUCCAAGCAGGCUGUCACACACAGACAUGCACGCUCCUCUCAUGAUAAUGAUAAUAAUGAAAUGUGUUUUGAUGAGGAAGGACCGGUGAUGUUUCAAAAGGUGCUAAAAUAAAAUAAAAAUAGAAUAUAUCAGAUCUAUAGUUAGAAUAAGGUUGUCUUUCCAAUGGCUGUAUUUAGUUGUGGUAGAGAGUCAAAGGCAAUAUUAUGUACUCUUGUAUCUUGUAUGCAGAAUAACUACAGCAGAAUAACUAAAGGCAUUUUAACUUUGUAUUUGAACCUGUAAUGAAUAAAGGAUUCAUGUUUUAGCCUA
Oncorhynchus keta (chum salmon) is the source of this 4684-nucleotide messenger RNA. Its product is annotated as DNA (cytosine-5)-methyltransferase 3A-like. The record is from RefSeq and is a predicted model, not a curated record. The transcript has 22 exons. NCBI's taxonomy places the organism in Eukaryota, Metazoa, Chordata, Actinopteri, Salmoniformes, Salmonidae. Gene Ontology annotation, biological process: negative regulation of DNA-templated transcription. Bases 268 to 2751 code for a protein of 827 amino acids. Gene Ontology annotation, molecular function: methyltransferase activity. Gene Ontology annotation, cellular component: nucleus; cytoplasm.